This is a messenger RNA of Cutaneotrichosporon cavernicola, 885 nucleotides long. RefSeq lists its product as uncharacterized. The transcript is spliced from 8 exons. The record is from RefSeq and is a predicted model, not a curated record. Lineage: Eukaryota; Fungi; Basidiomycota; Tremellomycetes; Trichosporonales; Trichosporonaceae. The coding region runs from base 1 to 885 and encodes 294 amino acids.
AUGCAAGAUGGCCACCAACCCACCACAGGGUUCGCCGAUUCCGCGACAGUCAGCGACAUCAAGCCAAAGGCGGUCCUCUACUGUUGGCCAUCGUCGUUUCUCAGCACUGUACCUCGACUGUGUUUGCUAGAGAAGGGAUACCCAGAAGACGAGUACGAGGUUCAACACGUCGAUAUCACGUCUGGCAACAAUUUCUCCCCAAGCUAUUUGAAAAUCAACGGUAAUGCGCCGACCCUCUCCCCAUUGACAGAAAAGGACCGUGUGCUGUGUGAAGAUUUGAUAGACCUGGUGCGGUCGCCACAGGUGGACCCUAACUUCCUGGAGGUGACAGCACGUGACGCAUCCGAGCUGCGGGUCAAGCUCCGAGGUGUACAAGGUGUCCGACUGCGAGACCGACAGAUGGCCCUCACCCAGCAUCUCAACAUUGCUCGGGAUGGAGCGUCAGAGGCGGUAGCCAACGGUGACCACAAGGAGAGCAAGCGGUGGGGCGAGGUUGUGGCGAUAUUAGAGGACAAGUGGCGGACAAGUCAGGCUCUCGUGGACAUCUGGAGCGGAGCUGUGGACGAGGAACGACAACUCGAAUACUAUGAGGCGAGUCGGGCAGCCUGGACCGUGCACCUCCCAGGGACUUUUGCCAAGCUCGAGGUCAAGAUGACAGGUCCGUACGCCCUUGGCGACGAUCCAUCAAUCGCCGACUGUUACAUCAUUGCCUGGCUCGCACGUAUCGUCGCCAUGUGCGGCGGUGGCUCUGUUCCGGCGGCCCUUACGCUCGUCGAGCCCUACAUGGGCGGCGUGCGUCUCGGGACCCGCAUCCAGAUCUAUUGGGGGCAUUGGGUCCAGCGCAGCAGUUUCCGGAAACUCGCUCCUAUUCUCUUUCCGUCAUGA